This is a messenger RNA of Schistocerca serialis cubense, 1308 nucleotides long. RefSeq names its product spondin-2-like. The record is from RefSeq and is a predicted model, not a curated record. NCBI's taxonomy places the organism in Eukaryota, Metazoa, Arthropoda, Insecta, Orthoptera, Acrididae. The transcript is spliced from 8 exons. Gene Ontology annotation, cellular component: extracellular matrix. The coding region runs from base 1 to 1308 and encodes 435 amino acids. Gene Ontology annotation, biological process: cell adhesion.
AUGGGUAAUAUGCGAGCUGUAGCAGCUCUGCUGUCGAGGGGCGUCCGUGCUGACGCGUGCGGCGUGCCGCAGCCGGCUGCGUGCCGCGCCGCGCCGCCUCAGUCCUCCCGCGACGCCGCUGCAGACAUGACGCGCCCUCCGCAGCUGCCGCCUCCGCAGCCCCUGGUGCUGCUCGCGCUGGUGGUGGCGGUGCUGGCGACCGGUGCCGCGGCGGCCAGCGCCGUGCCGGCCCACGAGCGCUGCCUGGCCGGCCGGCUGGCAGUCUACCGGCUGGUGCUGCACACGCACUGGACGCGGCCGCGCUUCCCCAGGCACUACCCCGAGUGGCGCCCUCCCGCGCAGUUCUCACCCCUCGUCGGUCGCACGCACAGCCGCGACUUCAGGCUGUUCCGCGAAGGCGAGCUGGCCAGCGCCGGCCUGCAGGUGUUCGCCGAGACGGGCCGCUGGGACGGCCUGCCCGCGGGCAGCGGCGUGCUGGACGCCUUCGACGCGCCGGCCGUGGCCAGCGGCCAGGGCGACACUUCAGCCUCCUGCUUCGUCGACGGCAACCACACUCUGCUGUCCGUGGUGGUUCGCCUCAUUCCGUCACCGGACUGGUUUGUUGGACUGGACAGCCUUCCACUCUGCAAGCAUGGCAAAUGGAUUGACUCGCUCUCAAUAGACCUGCCGCUGCUGGACGCCGGCACGGACGACGGGAUGACGUUCACGGCGCCCAACUGGCCCAGCGAUCCGGCCCACCCCGUGUCUCGCAUUACGUCCCGGGAGCCGUCGCACCCCGGCGCCUCCUUCCACUACCCUCACCUCGACCAGCUGCCCGCCAUCGCAACACUGCAUCUCCGUAGGGAGCGGGUGUACAGGCAGAUGGGCUCGGUCGCCAGAAGGCGCCCCGUCGUGCAGCAGCAACAACCGCAGCCGCAGCCGCAGCAUCAGCCGCAAGCGCAGCCCGAAGAGGUGCCGAGCGUGACGCUGCCUCUCGGCCGUGACGUCAGCAACGAGGUGGUGUCCGCCGCCGUCGCCGUCCACACGCGGCGCUUCAGACGCCGCCGCCGCAGGCUGCACAAGGGCACCGCUGCCGGUGGGCAGCACGGCGUGAGGCGGCUGGCGGCAUCGCGCUGCGUGGUCGGUGAGUGGAGCGACUGGUCCGACUGCAGCGCCUCUUGCGGAGCCGGCGAGUCGCGCAGGAGCCGCGCCGUGCUGAGGACGGGCGCUCGGCCGUGUCCGGCGCUGUCCGAGGCGCGGCCGAUGAAAUUGAUGCGGAUAUCAAGCAUCGUGAAUAGAAAUAAGGAAGAUAACUGUAUAGCUAUUUAA